This is a messenger RNA of Chara braunii, 3580 nucleotides long. NCBI's taxonomy places the organism in Eukaryota, Viridiplantae, Streptophyta, Charophyceae, Charales, Characeae. The record is from the annotation of a GenBank genome assembly.
CUUAGUCAAGCGACGAGCAACCCGCGCCGACUGAGGGAGGCGGGCCAGGUGUACGAGCAAGGGCUCGGUUAUGUUCCUUCUCUUUCCUCUCAGCAGGGCGAGUGACGUGGCCUAUCAUCCGGGAGAGAACGAAUGGAAGCCAUCCCCAGGACGACAGGACUGUGAUGGGUCAACCCUUCCACUGCUUGACUAUUCUUCCCUGAGAGGCUGGUCCGGUGAUCUUGGUCAAAACGAUGGAGAAGAAGAGCUGAAGGAGGGCUAUGAAGAAGAAGAGCUGAGCGAGGUCGAUGGAGAAGAAGAGAUGAGGGAGGACGAUGGCGAAGAAGAGCUGAGGGAGGGCGAUGACGGAGAAGAGAGGCGAAGCGGAACCUUUGCGGAUCAAAGACAGGCUUCACGUGGGUUAGCAGGGGGAAGGCCAAUGGAUGGAUCGCAUCGGAGAAAGCGACGGCUGAAUGGUGGCAGAAUGCCAGCAGCAGUCCUUCCUUUGUCCCCUCCUCCUGGUGGCGAUCCGCAACGGAGGGAGCGCUUGGAGGGGGAUGCACAGGUGUCCAACAAGCCACGGGUUAUCGUGCUAGCCGGGCCCACGGGUGUAGGAAAGAGCACGAUGGCUGUGGAACUGGCCAAACGGAUUGGUGGUGAAAUCAUCAGCGCCGAUUCCGUUCAGGUGUAUAAGGGGUUAGAUGUUGGUAGCGCGAAGGUUCCUGUGGUGGAAAGGGAGGGAAUCCCCCAUCACAUGCUUGACGUCGUUAGUCCUUUGGAGUCGUAUACCGCUGGAGACUAUUUCGAAGACGCUCGGGCUGUGACCGAGGACCUUCUGUCUCGCGGAAAGGUGCCGAUUGUAGUCGGCGGUACCGGAAUGUACCUUCGCUGGUACAUUCAUGGGAAGCCUGCGCUCCCAAUGCCAAGCCAGGAGUUGAGGGCUGCUAUAGAAGCAGAGAUGGAGCAUUUCAAAUCAAUGGGUGAAGACGGUUGGGACGCUGCCGUUGCUGCGCUUUCCGUCGCCGGGGAUCCUGAAUCGGCUGCAAAGUUGUUGAGGAAUGACUGGUUCCGCAUGAAACGUUGUUUCGAGAUACUGCGAUGCUCCGGCAAACCGCGAUCGGUGUUCCGAGUUUCGUCGGAAACUGCUUCAGAAACGUCAUCGCAGGUGUCGGAUGAUGCAUUACCGCUCCAGGCGCAUCAGAGCGAGCAGCAGCGCGACGAUGCAGGAGAUCAAGACUUGAAGAACAGGCCGGAGUCCGGUCCUGGAGGGAUUGGUAGUGAUGAGACUUGUGUUGACUCGGGCAUGGGGAGGUGUAUGGAUUACGAUUUCCAUUGUUACUUCCUGUUUGCACCUCGAACCGCCAUGUAUCGGAGGAUCGAUGCGCGCUGUGAAGAGAUGGUCAUGGAUGGACUCCUUAAAGAGGCCUCUUGGCUUUUAGACUUAGGAGUGAUGCCUGAUAGUAGUCCCCCUUCCAGGGCUAUUGGCUAUAGACAAGCUAUGGAGUACUUGCAGCAGUGUAGGAAAGAAUUGCAAGAAGAAGAGACAGGAGGAGGAGAAGAAGAGAAUAGUGAAGGAGGUGCACUCAGCCACAAAGGGGUUUUGAAGUUUGUCUCUGAUUUUCAACAGUGUUCGCGGAGAGCUGUUUCCCGGGAAUUCUUUUGUCCGAUUCCUCCUCCUGUUGCGCUAAGAUUAUGUAAGUGCGGAGGCGAGGUGUACCACCAGCUUGCGAGCGAUUGCAUGCAGUCAGGAUUUGACGUUGCACAAGAAGAAGGAGAAUGUCAUUGGCCGCACCAGAUCACUCGCGGUGGUCGGGGGGUAGGUACAAUUAGAUGGUGCUGGGCGCCUUCGACUACUGUGGCUCUGCAAAUGAAAACGAGGCAGGGUUGCCCAAGAAGAAGGUUGAUCAUGAGUAGUAGGUCAGGUUGGGACCUCCAUGCACGAUGCAGCGGUCAGGAGGGUGGACGAGGCGGAGGAUGGGGAGACGGAGGUGGUUGUCAUCGCCAAACACUAAGCCAUGGCCGUUUCCUGAAGAUGGCACGGAAACAGGAGGGUUCUGAUGCAGCAGUUUGUGCGGCGAAAGAGGACAGCGAGGGCCUUUUGUGGGAUGAAACAGCAGUAAGCGCAGAUCUGAAUGAUGUGGAUGAUGAUGACAGGAAAGAGACGAAAGAGGAAAAGCAGGAGGAAGCAAUGUACAUUCGACGUUGCGUGGAUUUGGCGCUCCAGGCCUUGGGUCAUACGUCUCCGAAUCCCGUUGUGGGAUGUGUAAUUGUGAAGGGUGGCCGAGUCAUUGGGGAGGGUUUUCACCCCAAGGCUGGAGAGCCACAUGCUGAAGUGUUUGCUCUCCGUCAGGCUGGUGAAAAUGCAGUCGAUGCGACGGCGUACGUGAGUUUAGAACCUUGUAAUCAUUACGGAAGGACCCCUCCUUGUAGUCUUGCGCUGGUCAAGGCGAGAGUGAAACGCGUCGUGGUAGGAGCGCUCGACCCCAAUCCCCUGGUUUCUGGACAAGGCGUGAAGACACUGAGGGAUGCAGGGAUCGAGGUUGUUACGGGAGUGGAGGAAGAGCUCUGUCAGCGUGUAAACGAAGCUUUCUUCCAUAGAAUGCUUUUUCGAAAACCCUUCGGCACAUUGCGAUACGCCAUGUCUCUAGAUGGAAAAGUGGUGCGCACAAGCGCAGUUUGCCAAUCUCUUCCUCCCGAGAAAGGUUGCCACUACAGCAAACUUCUUCAAGCAAUGGACAGCGUUGUGAUAACGUCAUCGGCUCUGCUCCUUGACCCACAGCUUUUGUCUUCUGAGGAAGGUGCCAAGCAGCCGUUGCGGGUUUUGUUGCUCGAUAGUCUUGAUGUUCCUCUGGACUUAGCCGUUUUUGACACGACGAAAGCACCGACGGUUGUCGUCACAACGGAAAAGGCUCUGGUGGAAGACAUGCAGAGGGCUGCGAAAGAGGGCAGAAGCUCAACAGAAUCAAAAUUUCUGGAGAAAGGCGUAGAGAUGAUUGCUUUCCCAGAUGAUGCAACAACAGAGCAAAUUUUGGACGUACUCUAUAACCGGGGGGCUUGUUCUGUCCUCUGGGAUUCCCAAGGAACAGUUGAGCACAGUGGGGUUGCCCUCAUGGAGAGGGUUUUGGAGGAGAAAGAGGCACAGAAAGUAGUGGCGGUGAUCGUGCCCGUGAUAUCUGGAAGAGGCCAUUCUGCCGUGAAUUUGUCAAUUCCCGUCGAAGGCCUGAAGCUUGAGAGAUGUGUCACAAGCCGAUGUGGGGACAAUAUAAUCAUCGAGGGUUACUUGCCAAAUCAAGAUUUACUUAAUUAGGAAGGCAAGGAAGGGGGGGAAGUACAGGUAGGAAAGAAAAAGGUGUGUGUGUGUGUGUGUGUGUGUGUGUGUGUGUGUGUGUGUGUGUGUGUGUUGGGGGGGGAGGAGAGAGAGAGAGAGAGAGAGAGAGAGAGAGAGAGAGAGAGAGAGAGAGAGAGAGAGAGAGAGAGAGAGAGAGAGAGAAGGUAUGCAAAGUUAUACUAGUGUAUGCGAGUCCACAGUCUGACUGUGCAGGAGUAAUGUCGAGAAAGGAGUGCUCUUGUCUGGUUUGCUCAAUCAAGAGUGUGGAGAGGC